Girardinichthys multiradiatus is the source of this 1861-nucleotide messenger RNA. RefSeq names its product makorin, ring finger protein, 1 (gene mkrn1). The record is from RefSeq and is a predicted model, not a curated record. The transcript has 8 exons. Lineage: Eukaryota; Metazoa; Chordata; Actinopteri; Cyprinodontiformes; Goodeidae. Gene Ontology annotation, molecular function: ubiquitin protein ligase activity; metal ion binding. Gene Ontology annotation, biological process: protein polyubiquitination. Bases 82 to 1356 code for a protein of 424 amino acids.
UCGUUCAUUCCGAAAGCAGCCGAGUCUUAGCGGAGCUGUCCGGAACCUCCGGCUGUAGCUUGCUUCUCAACAUAAACAGAAAUGGCGGAGGCAGCAGCGUCUACAGUGGCUUCUUCAGUAACAGGAGGUUGGACAAAACACGUAACCUGCAGGUAUUUCAUGCAUGGUCUUUGCAAAGAAGGAGACAACUGUCGAUACUCUCAUGAUCUAUCAAGCAGCAAACCUGCAGCCAUGACAUGCAAGUUCUUUCAGAAGGGAAACUGUGUGUUUGGAGACCGUUGCAGGUUUGAGCACAGUAAACCCGUAAAGAAAGAGGAGCUGCCGCUGGCCUCUGUCUCCCAGGCCAACCCAUCUGACCCUGAACCCUUGUCGAAAUCACAUGGAUCAGGAGCCCAAGACUGGGUCAAUGCUGCGGAGUUUGUUCCAGGGCAGCCAUACUGUGGACGAGCUGAGCCAGCGAAGGUGGAAAGCUCUGCCCCUCUCAUUGAGGAGUGUGACAGUGAUGCAGGCCUGGACAACAAAGAAAUGAGGAAGCAGCUCUGUCCAUAUGCUGCUGUUGGAGAGUGCCGCUAUGGAGUCAACUGCGCAUAUCUUCAUGGUGAUGUGUGUGACAUGUGUGGCCUACAGGUUCUCCACCCAAGUGACAGUAAUCAGCGCUCAGAGCACACUAAGGCAUGCAUUGAAGCUCAUGAGAAAGACAUGGAGAUUUCUUUUGCCAUCCAGCGCAGUAAGGACAUGAUGUGUGGUGUAUGUAUGGAGAUUGUGUUUGAGAAGUCCAACCCAAGCGAGCGUCGAUUUGGGAUCCUCUCCAACUGUAGCCACUGUUACUGUCUGAAAUGCAUUCGCAAGUGGAGGAGUGCCAAGCAGUUUGAGAGCAAAAUUAUCAAGUCCUGUCCAGAGUGUCGAAUCACAUCCAACUUUGUCAUCCCGAGCGAGUACUGGGUGGAGGAUAAGGAUGACAAGCUGAAGCUAAUCCAGAAAUAUAAGGAUGGCAUGGGGAGUAAACCGUGUCGAUACUUUGAUGAAGGUCGUGGAACAUGUCCUUUCGGCUCAAACUGCUUCUACAAACAUGCCUUCCCUGAUGGACGUCUAGAGGAACCUCAACCACAGAGAAGACAGACUGGAUCCAAUAACAGGAACCGGAACUCGAGGCGGACACCACUGUGGGACAUCUUUGAUGAGAGAGAAAGCACAGACUCCUUUGACAACGAUGAUGAGGAGAUGGUGACGUUCGAGCUGAGUGAGAUGCUUCUCAUGCUGCUUGCUGCAGGAACUGAUGAUGAAGUGACAGAUUCAGAGGAUGAAUGGGACUUGUUUCAUGAGGAGCUAGAUGAUUUCUAUGAGAUUUACCUAUAGCGUCUCAGUCUUCAGCCCCGCCACCCAUAUACUCUAGACAUUAGAAUGGACUGUCUUGUGCGAGUGAAGGACAGUAGCUUCCCCUCUGUAUUGUGGCAGUGCCUUUUAAGCAGGCCAUGAAUAAAUGAACUUAUAAAAAGUUUUAAAAAAUCCACCUCUGUGCGCUCGUGCUAAACAUUUUAUAAACCUCUAUCCUUGUGAGUCUUUCCUGCGUGGAUUAUUAAAAUACAAAAUGACAAAAAGAAGUCGAUAUAAAAUUUAACUAAAGUAAUCAUGUGCAGAUAUUGCUAAAACAUUGUCCAGUUUGUUUGUGGGUUUGACUUGUUCAUCAUCUAUCCAGGUAUGUGUAAAUACUUCUGAGACCCCUCACUUGAACUCACUCAGCACCGUUUACUGUAACUCAGAUAGGCAUGUUGUAAGAUUUUACAAAUGGUUGUUGAAGGCCGGGACUUCUUUUCUGUCUGUUUAUAAAAGCUGCUGAUGUUUAAUAAAUUUACCAUAAUCA